GAAAACCAAACAAACAAAGUCAUUAGAAUAAUGCAAGUGUUGUCUGCCACUAAAAAUUCACCUAAUCUUGGUUUACAAUAACUUUUGUAUAUACCAACAAGUCCAAAAAAAGCGAAAAAAGUUGAAAAAAAAAAAAAAAAUGUCCGAGAAAAGUGAUGUUCAAAAGAAGCACUUUGUGCUGGUACACGGGUUCGGGCUCGGGGCCUGGUGCUGGUUCAAACUCGUGAGCCUUCUGAAGAAGGACGGGCGCCACAGUGUCACUGCCCUCGACCUCGCGGCCUGUGGGGUCCACCCGAUCCAGCACCACCAAAUCUCGUCCUUCUCCGACUAUGUCCAACCCCUCAUCGAUUUCCUGUCCGCUCUUCCAAACAACGAGAGGGCCGUCCUCGUGGGCCAUAGCUACGGAGGCAUCCCAAUUUCGAUUGCCGCCGAAAAUUUCCCGGAAAAAAUAUCGUUGGCCGUUUUCGUCACGUCUUACAUGCCUAACUGUACCGAACCGAUUUCAAUUCUCAUUAAGGAGUUCUUCAAGAGGAACUCGAACAAGCCUUUUAUGGAUUGCGAGUUCACGUUCGACUCGGAAUCUGGAGACGUGCCAACUCGGGGUAGGCUCGGCCACGAUUACAUGGCGGCCAAGGUUUACAACCACUGCCAAUUAGAGGAUCUGGAAUUAGGAAAAUUGCUGGUGAGGCCUAGUUUGUUUUACGUGAAGGAUUUGAGCAAGCCGGGUAUGCUGUCCCAAGAGAGAUAUGGGAAAGUGAAACGUUGCUAUGUAAUUUGCGGAGAUGAUGACGUCGGGGACGAGGAAUUUCAGGCGUAUAACAUAGAGAAGAGCCCACCAGAUGACGUCAUGACCAUUGCUGGGGCUGGUCAUAUGGUCAUGCUUACAAAACCACAGGAGCUGUGUCUUUGCUUGCUGGAGUUAGCUGAGAAGUAUGAUUAGUGUGUAAUUUGGAAACUUUCUUAUUGCAUAAAUAAUAAAAAAUAGUGUUUUUAGUUCAUGGUUAGUUGCAUAUUUUUGGUUUGUUUCUUAUCACUCUAGCUAUUAAGUUUCUUUAUUCCCCCCUUUUUAAGGUUUUCUUUUUGUACUUUUUGGAAGCUUUUAUAUCAACCUGUUAAUUUAUCAUCUAUUAAUCUUA
Striga asiatica is the source of this 1136-nucleotide messenger RNA. Lineage: Eukaryota; Viridiplantae; Streptophyta; Magnoliopsida; Lamiales; Orobanchaceae. The record is from the annotation of a GenBank genome assembly.